GUGUUGUUUGUAGCGCUGGUAAAUAAACUGUGGUGCGUCACUAAACUCUAGUAUCUCUCAGUAUUUGUUGGACAAACAACAUGUGGAAGCUGCUGAUAUGGGUCUCUUUACCCCUAGUGAGCAGCAAAUGUUACUGGAACAACCCCAACCCCUACCCCUAUUUUGGCAGCAAGACCCCUUAUGAUACAGUGAGAGGCGACUUUAGAGAUGUUCCUGAAAUUGAAGCUAAGUUCAGACAGAAUCGAAUUUCUGCUGAUGCCAAUGAUUUUUCAGAAUGCGAAGCAGUGAGCAUAUGGUUCAUGAUCAGACACGGCACGCGGCGGCCGAACGCGCCGGACACGAAGAUCAUGAAGAAAGCCUCCUACCUCAAAGACAACAUCAUACACAAACGCACUCAGGGCAAAGGAGAAAUGUGCGCGCAAGAUGUAGAUGACCUCCGCAAAUGGAUGUGGAAUCCAAAGCUGGACUACAAAAGGUCCUACCUCACCACCCACGGUUUCCAGGAGUUGUUCGAAUUUGGUCAAAGGUUUAGCCAGAAGUUCGCAAACUUCCUAGAAGAAGUCAACUCUUCUGUGUUGCGGCCCACCAGUGAGCAGAGGACGCAGCAAAGCAUCAAAGCAUUCGUCGAGGGUCUGCGAGGGAUAAACCAAAGCUUCCCGAUUGAAGACUACAUCCUCAAUGAUCCUGUUGCCAGGCCUUACAGAUACUGCGCCAAGCGCGGCUCGCAAAUUAUCAACGGUACGCGAGCCAUAUCCGAAAUACAAAGGUUUCAAGAAACAGAGGAAUUCAAAAAGGUUCAAGAAAAUGUACAAAGAAGAACUGGACUAAGCCUAGAGCUGAAACCCAACACGAUCAAGGGGCUGUACGACUUGUGCCGCUUCUACCGCUCCUACACGCUGCUCAAGAGGUCUCCCUGGUGCUCACUCUUCUCUGAUGAUGACCUGAAGAUCUUGGAGUACGUUGAAGAUGUACAGCAUUAUUUUAAAAACGGCUUUGGUGAUUCACUAAACUCUCAGACAGGCGCCGCUGGGCUCAAGGAUUUGUACGAGAAAUUCCACCACGUCACUAAAACCGGCCACAAGUCCAUCACAGCCUACUUCACACAUGACACCAUGAUGGACAUGAUAUACUCGGCCAUGGGAUUCUAUGAAGACUAUCCGAAACUCUCUGGCUUCGAAAGGAAGAAAGAUAGAAAAUGGCGGACCACUUUCUUGACGCCAUUCGCUGCUAACUUCGUAGCUGUCCUUUAUAGGUGUCCAAAACUCCCAUCUACGACCUACAGAGUGCAAUUCCUGAAGAACGAGAAAGAGGUCCAUCUCUGCGGCGCCCGGCUUUGCUCCUGGAAACAGUUCUGGGAGACAUUCCACAGGUUCACGAAGGCUAACCUGGACUUCUGUGAUGACGACACUUACGUUUAUUCAGUAUAACCUUGAAUUUACCUGGGG
This is a messenger RNA of Bicyclus anynana (squinting bush brown), 1445 nucleotides long. Its product is annotated as multiple inositol polyphosphate phosphatase 1. The transcript is spliced from 7 exons. The record is from RefSeq and is a predicted model, not a curated record. Gene Ontology annotation, molecular function: inositol phosphate phosphatase activity; acid phosphatase activity. The coding region runs from base 81 to 1427 and encodes 448 amino acids. NCBI's taxonomy places the organism in Eukaryota, Metazoa, Arthropoda, Insecta, Lepidoptera, Nymphalidae.